AUGCAGUGGGUAGGUGUUCUUGCUUUCUGCAUUCAUUGGCUAAUUUGCAUAUAUGCAAAUGCUGAAUCCAGUGCUAUCAAAGGACAUUUAGAACAUUUUGGUUCCCAUCGGCAACCAUUGGAGGGGAUUGAUGUCGUCGAGACAAAACUGAACAGUUCAGUAUUUUAUACAAAUUAUGUACAAAAGAGCAAACCAUUAUUGAUUAAAGGGGGAGGAGUUAGAUGGCCAGCAACAGAACUAUGGAAAGAUGAGGAAUACUUAAUAGAAAAUUUUGGGGAGGAGGUGUUCCGGGUUGAUUUACGGAAAGUGUGGGAUGAUGAGCACCCGCCACGAAUGAACAUGUUCCUGAAGGAUUUUUUAAAGACUUAUAAAGAGAAAGCGAUUUACUUGGAUUCUCCGUUUCCAUCAAGUGAACUGCUCCAUGAUGCAUAUAUACCAUCUGUGUUGGAAUGCAGUGAAUUCUCUUCAAAGAUUGAAUCUGCCAAUCUGUUGUUCAGUUCUGGGAAUACCAGCUACGUGCUACAUCAAGACGGUUAUGAAAAUAUCAUCACGCUGGUGGCAGGAAAGAAAAAGUUCUUUCUGGCUCAUCCCAGGGACAGUCAUAAGCUGUAUGCAAACCAGUUUACAACGUUACCAGGAUUAUCACCAGUUCUACCAGACAAAGUUGAUAUGGAGAAGUUCCCGUUAGUUGCCGAUUUGGAAUAUUAUGAAGUUGAAAUGGAGGCUGGUGAUCAACUAUAUGUUCCUAUGUUCUGGUGGCACCAGGUGAGGUCAUUCAACUCCCCAAAUAUUGCUGUCAGCCUGUGGUUUUACAUUUUUGAUCAUGAUGAGGACCUAACGAGAAUGAAUAUUGAUCCAGAUAUAAAUAUAGAGGAAUCAUCACUAUUGUAUCUGAAAUAUAUCGCUAAGCAACCUGAUACCAUCAAAUGUAAGAAGAUGUCUAAAAAUAAGAAGUUGGCUGUGGCGUUGAAAGAAAAUAGACCUGAAGAAUAUCAAAACGCCAAUGUUAUGAUAGAGACGCCACCCGAUAAAUUGAUGCUAAGCGGAUAUACAUUACCUGUUCUAGGAUUUGGAACUGGUUUGUUAUCUGAUAAAACCUACCAAGCCGUGAAAUAUGCCCUUGAAGUUGGAUACAGGUUGAUAGAUACUUCACAGGGUUAUCCCAGAUCUGAGGAGGACAUUGGAAAGGCCAUAAAAGACUCAGGAAUUCCUCGUUCAGAAAUUAUUAUUGUAGAUAAAGUUCAUCCAAAAUAUCUGGGAUACCACUCCACCAUUAAAUCUGUGGAGGAAAGUUUGAAGAAACUUCAGACUGAUUACGUUGAUAUCUUUUUAAUUCACUCCAUUGACUGUGAUGAUUUUCUACUGACGUGUGAUAUGGACAAGUUAGAAGGAACUUGGAAGGAUACAUGGAAAGCGCUUGAGGCAUUAACGAAAGAAGGAAAGAUCCGGAGCAUUGGUGUCAGUAAUUUUGAUUUACCAUUGAUGACUGAAUUGAUGGAGAUUGCCACAAUACCUGUAUCUAUAGUACAGAAUCAAUUUGAUGUUUUGAACCGUGAUGAUGAUGUUCGUAAAUUUUGUUCUGACCAUAAUAUACAGUAUAUGGGUUACAGUUCUCUGGGUAGGAUGUGGACUUUUGAGCAUAACGUCGCCGAGAAUCCUGUACUUAAUAACCCUGUGAUACAACAUAUCGCUAUUUCGCAGCAGCGAACAGUACCGAAUAUUGCACUACGCUGGGCAAUCUACCAUGAUGUUAUCGUCAUACCGUCUUCCGCAAAUGAGCAUCAUAUUUUGACAAACAUUCAGUCUUUAGAAGUUAUUCUCAAUGAAGACGAGAUGGAAGAAAUGGACAAUAUCCCGGUAAUUGAUCUGGAUAAGUUGGACAAUGCAAUGGAUUUAGCUGAGAGGCAGGGAAAGCUGAAAAAUGGACAAUUUCUGACGAACAGUGUUAUUGAAUUUAUUACUACCUACAUGAUUGAUGUGAACACGAAUGAUCCCAACAUAGGUACAUGCACUACUGAAAAUUGUGGAGAAAAUGAAAACAAAUAUACAGAAUCGGCACAGAAAGAAUAUGAAUGGGUAAAGCCGGAUAAACCUGGAAGCGCAGUGACCCUGUAUGAAAAGGUCAACUUAGAAGAUGAGACCAUCUAUUUUGGUGCAGAGAACUCCUACAUGUACGCUAUGGAUGCUAAGACAGGAAAUAUCAAGUGGAAAUUUCAAACAAGUUACUCGGAUCUUGCUUCCUGUGCAGUGUUCAGUCAAGAUGGCAGAACUAUCUACUUUGGUGGUGAAGACGCAUACUUUUAUGCACUAAGUGCAGUAGAUGGCAGCGUACAGUGGACCUUUGAAACAGAUGGCUCCAUUAUAAGUUCACCUGUACUAGGUGUUGAUGGUAGCAUAUACUUCGGCAGUGUGGAUGGAAACAUGUAUGCACUGUAUCCUAAUGGUCAACUGAAAUGGAAAAAAGAUUUAAUCGACGAGAUCUGGGCAUCUCCAGAUAUAUUAAAUAUGGAUGAUAAAGAAUACAUCUAUAUUACAGUGUUGUCUGGAUAUGUACCAAAUAUAUUUGCAUUGGAUGGCAAAGACGGUAGCACUAUUUUCUCGAUAAAUGUUGGAGGCGAUGGACUGUUUGCAUCUCCUCGAUUAAGUCUUGACAAUUCCACUGUUUAUUUAUGUGAAAUAAAUGGUAGAAUACAUGCAAGAGAUUCUCGCAGUGGUCAACUGAAAGAAAUUGUUCGUAUUGAGAAUGCAGAAAUCAAUUCAACACCUGCUGUCAAUCAAAAUGCAGUUAUUGUUGCAACAAGUAGUGGGAAUGUGAUAGGUCUGCAUCUGGACUCACUCAAUACUAUUUGGGAGACAUUCAUCGGAGGCAACAUAAUGUCAUCACCAUAUAUGGGUCCUAAUAACAAAAUAUAUAUAGGAUCAGGAGAUGGUAGAAUCUUGGCAAUUAAUGAAACUGAUGGUGCUCUGAUUUGGUCAAAACAAACUGGUAAAAAAGACGUCUGGUGCACACCAAGAUUGGACAAUGAUGGCCGACUAUUUAUCGGUGCCUUUGAUGAACACAUGUAUGCAUUGAAUGCUACAACUGGAGAAGAAAUAUGGAAGACCAAGAUUGGCGCUCCAAUCAUCGGUUCACCGUUAAUAACAUCAAAAUAUAGACAGUUAACUCCAUGGGAAAUAGCAAAUCUGUGAUUUCAGUCUUGUUAACUAAAAAUAGUUGUCAUGGUAAUCACUCUCGUGCUCUUAAUCCACCAGAUUCCCCAUCCAAGUUGUACAUUUUCGUAUCGUAUAAAUUUUGAUCAAUGAUGAGGAAACACCAGAUACUUUACGGAUAAGAGACUAUAAUGUGUAGCAGUCAUAACCAUAGCAACCAGCACUAUAUAAAAUAUUUAUUCAUAUUAGAUCACUAGCAUGGGAAACUGAUUUAUUCAUUGUUCCAUUCAUUGAUACAUGUACACAAGGGUGGGCUUAGAUACCGUAAAAUCUGUAUUAGAAGCCGCAUCCCUAAUAGAAGCCAUACCCAUACUUUUUGAACAAUUGAUACCUAAAAAUUCACCAUUUCUCAUAUGUGUAGAUGCUCUAAUAGAAGCCGCAUCCCCUCUGUUGCAUUGUACCAUUUUAUUAGAAGCCGCGGCUUUUAAUACAGAUUUUACAGUAAUAGUAUAUUCUUGAUGACAUAGAAUUGAAAGUCAGAAUUUUCUGACCAAUUUUCAAUUUAGAAUAGCAGCCAGAUAGUGCGUAGAGUGUAUGUGUCAUUUAACAUUAUACUUCUCUCCCACAAUGCUUUGCAUAUGUGCGGUAAAAUGUGUAUUCGUCUGAAACUCAUUUGACAUGCUAAUAUAUCUAAGAUUACUUUACGAUAGACAGUAAGUGUAUGAACAUUUUCACGUUUUAAAACACCACUUCUAGAAUGGUCAUACCUCUUGUAGCAACCUAAAAGAAAUUAACUGCCAGAAAGAAAAUAAAGAUACAGUUUGUAAAUUAAAGCUCUAGGUACCAGUUGUGGUUCAAUGUAUUUUAUGCAUUGUAUCAUGGGACCUUCGCCAUUAAGACUCUACGUUUCUGCUAAUUAAUACAUUGAGUGAAUUUCAUGGCAUUUCAACGUUUCAGUGUGGUUUGAAUUCAUGAACAACUUGAGGAAACUAAUUGUAAUACACCAGGUAUUAAUCAAGAAAUUGUGAUCAUGCACACUUGUAUUUUUUGCACAAAUUUCAUAUUUUUUUAUUACCAUGUAAAUGCCUGAUUUGAUGAUGCUCAAGUACAGUACAGAUUUUUAUAUACAGAUGCAUGCAUGUACAUGUAUAUAACAUUAUU
This is a messenger RNA of Saccoglossus kowalevskii, 4311 nucleotides long. RefSeq lists its product as uncharacterized. Gene Ontology annotation, molecular function: protein binding. The record is from RefSeq and is a predicted model, not a curated record. Lineage: Eukaryota; Metazoa; Hemichordata; Enteropneusta; Harrimaniidae.